This is a messenger RNA of Helicoverpa zea (corn earworm), 1760 nucleotides long. RefSeq names its product N-acylneuraminate-9-phosphatase. Lineage: Eukaryota; Metazoa; Arthropoda; Insecta; Lepidoptera; Noctuidae. The coding region runs from base 60 to 824 and encodes 254 amino acids. Gene Ontology annotation, molecular function: hydrolase activity. The record is from RefSeq and is a predicted model, not a curated record. The transcript is spliced from 5 exons.
GUCAUCAUAAAGCAGCUGUUUUUUUCCUUGCGUUACACUGGUUACACUCUACUGUGAAUAUGGCUAAUAAUUCGUAUUAUGGUGAAAAUAGUGAUGUUGCAGCUAUAUUUUUUGAUUUGGACAAUACUCUAAUACAAACAAGAAAAGGGGACACGAGAGCCUGCAAUAAGAUUAUAGAGAUUCUGCAGCAACAAUAUGGGAUGACUGAAGAAGCUGCAGUGGAGAGUGGGACAAACUUCCUUCGCGCCUUCAGAGCCCGACCUGACGAUGACACAUACGCUCUGGAUGAAUGGCCCGCUCACCUCUGGCGCAACUGCCUGCCAAAGAACUAUAGACAUAUCGCCAAAAAUAUAUCAACCGAAUGGGUAAAAUUAAGGUUUCAGUGUUUGGCUCUAACGCACGAAGUAAUACAUCUAUUGGAGACACUGCGGGAGGAUUACCUUCUCGGUCUGAUCACGAACGGGCCGUCUCGCGCCCAGUGGCAGAAGAUUGAACGCCUGGGCCUCCGCAAGUACUUCGACUGCUUGCUGGUGUCCGGAGACCUGCCGUGGGAGAAACCAGACCAGCACAUCUUCCUGGAGGCCUGCAAGAUGCUCAACGUCGAGCCUCGCAUGUGCAUCAUGGUUGGAGACAAGCUGGAAACUGAUAUCAAGGGAGGAAAAGAAGCUGAACUAGGUGGCACCGUGUGGAUCCCGCUGCAAAAGGACAUGGAGUCUUCAGACCUACCGGACUUCACGAUCGACAAAGUCACAGAGUUGCCAGAAGUGUUACCAAACUCACCCAAACUGAAACGCUCCGAGCACACAUCUAACAUGACCUGCUGAUAACUUACUUUUCGAUGGCUGUAAUAUUCUACCUUUGGCAAUGACUUUUUGGUACACGCAAUUUUCUUAACAGUAUUCGAACAAAGUACAAAAUUUUGUUUUCAGUACAAAUGUAUAGGGUUUAGUUACAACGUUAAAAUAUUUAUGAAGCAUAUGGAUGCUAUUACGAAUUUAUCUUAUGCACAAGUUACCAUACAGCGCUUGCAUAAUCCGUCUAUACUUAUCUAAGUAUUAACAAUGUUGAAAAUAUUUAUUUUUCUGUCUUCUAGGUAGGAAUAUAAACGCCUGAUUACUUUUAAGGAUUGAGAGAAGCAUAUUUAAUGCAUAUUUUUAUAAAGAGAUUUCAAAUAUUAUUUUUUAAGUUUUGGUUGUACUCUAAGGAAACUUCUUAAGAGACUGUCUUAUGUGAUACUGAUAGUUGUAAAUAUUCCUUGUAAGAUGUCUUGCUUGGUUUGUCGUUACUGAUUACAAUUAUCGAAAACUAAAUUAUGAAACGGGAGUUAUGUCACAUGGGUGCUCACAAAGUGUUAUGGUUCUAGGUGUUGUGGGUAUAUUUUUAUCAUUACCAUACAUUUUCGUUUAGAGUUAGCUUGUAAAAUGUCUGUAGACUGAUAUGUAUAUGGUGUACAUAUUGUGUAUAUUCCUAGUUGUUCCUUGUAAAUCUCAAACUUAGUAGAUAUUGACUAGUCUUAUGACAAACUACCUUUGGUAGCAAACUUCAGCUAUGCUUACCUAUUAAUUAUCAAAAUGCCUAUCUGUGCCAUUUUUUGACUUCACAAUACCUUUACUUACAGGUAUUUCAAAGUUUAUUAAAGUUACAUUUUGACAAUACUCUAAAAUUUUGCUUAAAUAAAAACAUCCCAUUAUCCUAAAUUUUGGGUAAAUACAUGCAAUUAUGAUCAUUAGAAAAUUAAUAAAGAUCAUUUGGGUAUAAAA